CUGUUGCCCGGCGAGGGCCAUCGGAGCCCGCCGAGGCCACCAGGAACCCGUCCGAGAGGCGCCGACUCCGCCUGAGGAAGCAGCAGUGCCCCCGGGGCUGGAGGGCCGCGGGCUCGUCACGGAAGGCGUCGGCAAGCCCGGGACCGCCGGCACGACGCGCCCGGGGCUGCCGGCGCCGCUGCCGCCCUGCCCCUCAGCGCCCUCCUCCGCAGGUCCUGGCCGGACCACAAGCAACGCGGCUGUGAGCGCUGUCUUCAGAGCGGCGCCGUACAGCGGACAGGACCCGGCCGGGCCGGGCCGGGCCGCCGAGGCUCAUGCGGGCUGCGGGCGGCGGCGAGAGCGGGGAGGCGGCAACGGCCCUCGGCGGGCCGGCAGCCCGCGGCGAGUCGCUGACGGCGCUAAGCCUUUGCAGUUGCAGAUGCAGGCAUGGGGAGGGCAUCCGCAUCUCCUCAGCUGGGUCCUGUGCCAGAGCCCACCUGGCAUCCCAGGGGCCCUCAGAGAGCCAAGUCCGUGGCUGCAAAAGCAAAGUCCUACCAGCACACAUCAGAAAUCCUAAAGGCAAUCCUGAAGGACCUGGAGGGAUCAGCCUACGAGCUGGGCCCUGAGACCAAGGAGAAAGAGACGCUCCAGGAAGAAGGCCACAGACCCGAGGUGCCAGUCUCUGCCCAGAAAACAGGGGCAGGUGAGGCUGGCAGGAGAAGCACAAACCCUGGGGAUGCUCAGGAUUUCCAGAAGUACUGCAUAGAAGGUGUCGUGGCCGUCCUGGGCUCCGUACUCUUUGGGAUGCUGCUGUGCUGUGCUCUCUGUGUGUGGAAGAGGAGGAGAGACCAGAGGAGUCCAGUGCAGCUCCCUCUGCCACCUCUGGUGCCUCUGCCGCAGCUGCUGCUGCAAUGCCCCAGACACCGAGCCAGGAGCAGCUGCUGAGGCACCAACUGCUUGUGAAGGAGAAGCAGGUGCUGAAGCUUCGGCAGAAGCUGUCCAAGCUGGAGCAGGCUGGAGCACAGCUGGUGAGUAGGACAGGUGGGGACCCUGCUCUGGUGAGGCUCAGCUUCUGUGGGGCAGUCCUUGGGUGUCCUGGUGACUGCCAGCAUCACUUGGCAUGGAGCAAGGCGAGUCCAGCUGGGGAGCUUGGGCAGCAUUUGCUAAUGGAAAAGCCUUGAGAGCUGCACUGCAAAUGGAGGCCAAAGCAGGGGGAUUUGUUGGGGUUUUCUUCUGAGCUUCCCUCACAAUGAUCCCUGCCUCUGCUCUUGCUGCUGCUCAGGCAGGAGAGAUGACCUCCAUGCAGGCAGAAGCACAGGGCAGAGAGGAAGGGAGAGCAAGGGGCAGCGAGCAGCCUGCUGAGGCACAGCUGCCACCUGCCCACCCUGCGCAGGGACUGCAGGGGAGAGCACUCAAGAGGAGAGUGAGAAGUUUGUUUCCCCUUUCAUCACCUCCUAAAAUGAGAAGGGUCCAUCAGGGAGGCCCUGAGCAGUGCCAGGUGGAAGCAGACAGCCAAGCAGCAGCAGCAGCUGGCAGCAGGAGCUGAUGUCCUCUCUCUGUGGAGUGGUUUCUGAAGCUGUGAGGUUAUGCCCUUACUGCCAGGCUCAGCAUUCUUGUUCUGAAGAAACACAGACAGUUGGAGAUCUCUUGAUGGUGCCUGCUCUGCAGGAGAGGUGGCUCUGAACCACAGGCUCUGCCACUGUCUGACCCCGGCGUAAGGAACGGGAUGGCUGCAGUGUGUUGUGCUCUGCAACGAGGCAGUUGGGCAUAUUCUGGGUUAGAUUUGGCAACCUUUGGGUGCCUGUGAGGGACAAAAAGGUGUUUCUGAUCCUUGAGUGGCUUAGCUCUAGGUCAUUUAUUCUUUCUGUCUAAACACAUGAAUGGCUGCUGUGCUGCAGUGAUGUUGUCAGUGGUGCUGAGCAGACCUGCAUGAACCUAGUUGCCAACUCACCGUUUUGGGGGGAAAAAAGUUGGGUUUUGGCAUAUUCAAAUAAAGCAAAUACAAACUA
This is a messenger RNA of Pogoniulus pusillus (Red-fronted tinkerbird), 1988 nucleotides long. RefSeq lists its product as uncharacterized. The record is from RefSeq and is a predicted model, not a curated record. Bases 427 to 924 code for a protein of 165 amino acids. NCBI's taxonomy places the organism in Eukaryota, Metazoa, Chordata, Aves, Piciformes, Lybiidae. The transcript is spliced from 6 exons.